AUGGAGGGCGGACAACAGGUAACUGGCUCAUCAAGUGGUGUCAUAACAAUGGUCAUCACAUCUCUCUUUGUUCUCUUGGUAACAGCGGUUAUAUAUUUCCUCACAAAGAAGUUAAAGAAGUCCUCCAAGAGAACAUCGCUGAUGAUUGCUGGAAUCUCGGGAGUUGGAAAGACCAGUUUAUUCCUAUGUCUCCAAAAUGACCACACGACGGAGACAUGCACAUCAAUGGUGGAGAAUUCUGGUGUAUACAAACAACAGGUGGGGGAGAACAAAGAAAAGUUGAUUGACAUCGUUGACAUUCCGGGGUAUGGGAAAGUCCGCAAUUUGUUCAAAAAGUACAUCAAUGAGACUAAAGGCAUAUUGUUUUUGGUGUCAUCAGUCGAUGUCAAAAAGAGUGUGAAGGAAGACGCGGCGUAUCUUCAUGACAUCAUUUUAAAUAACACACAAAAAGUCCCGAUUCUGGUCUUGUGUAAUAAGAGUGAGGUAACCCUCUCCGAGUCGGAAGAAGUCAUUAAAAUGCUUUUGGAGAAGGAACUCAACAAAUUGCGAAAACGUGUUGCGAAGCCCGGGGAAGUCAUUUCAGACGACGACUUGUUUAUGUAUGGAGACCCCGAUGACGAAUUCAAGUUCGCACAAUUGGACUUUAGUGUCACUUUUGCAAGAGCGUCUGUUAAAGAGAAUGAUAUUGAUAACGCAAUCAAUUUCAUCAACUCGUUUGAGGCAAAGUGA
Molecule: messenger RNA, 729 nt
Organism: Entamoeba invadens IP1
Lineage: Eukaryota; Evosea; Mastigamoebida; Endamoebidae
Product: signal recognition particle receptor subunit beta, putative
Exons: 3
Coding region: 1-729 (242 amino acids)
Biological process (GO): protein localization to organelle; intracellular protein transport; Golgi to plasma membrane protein transport
Cellular component (GO): Golgi apparatus
Molecular function (GO): GTP binding
Source: RefSeq, a predicted model, not a curated record